UGCUUCCGGUAGAAAUUUGUGAAAUUUUGCCAAUUUUUUUUAAAUUUCUGCCAAAUACCACGGCUUAUUUUAACUGUUUAUGAUGCUAACUGAAUUAGUUAACAGUAAAGAAGACUUUAGAAUACUUCUUGUGGAAGAUUCUAUCCACCUUUCUGGUCGAGGCUUGUUGAAAGCAUUCAUCCAGCAGCUGGCUUCAAGGGUGGAUGAGGUUCAUUAUAUCGGCUAUGAUAUUCCUCCAGAAGCGAUAAUUGGUCGCCUUGAACAAUGCGUACAAUCGAGGAUUGUGACCCAUGACCUCUGCAGUGAUGCCCAUGGCUGGAAUGGAGGAACGUUGAACUUGGACACCGACCUUAUGGCCCUUGUGUCAAAGAGGAUCGGUCCUGGCGUAGAGACGGUCGCUAUCGUCUUCGAUUCUCUAAGCCCUCUUCUACUUCACAGGACAGCACAGUAUACUUGUCAGACCAUCAAUUCAUUGGCAUACAGGAAUGUAAAGAAAGGUAUAACUGUAAAGCACCUGGUUGGCCUUGUCCAUCGCGACCUCCACGAUUCUUCAAUUCUUGCACUGCUUGAGCAUACAGCUACUACAAUUCUUAAUGUUGGUCAGCCGGAGCAUUCGAACUUCACAGGGACCUGCCAUGUGACGCAAAAGAAGGGUUCUGGAAAAAUAACGAAAAAGAAAGAAUACUUCUCCUUAGAUGCCAGUUGUCAGCUUUCCCACAGCCAGGAGGCGUCCAUGGUGAUAGCAGUGGAAAAAUUAGCCACUGAAAGUAAAGAGCCUGACCCAGCUGCCAAUUUGACAUUCAACUUGAGGCUAACCAGUGAUGAAAAGGAAGCCAGGAGCCAAGUCAAACUGCCCUACACUCAUCAUGAGGAAAGGAAAGAACAACUGCUUGGCAACCCACAAGAAACUGGAAAAAUAUUCUACCAUCCGGAUAAGGAGGACGACUUUGAUGAAGAGGACCCAGAUGAUGACCUUGACAUUUGACCUUGAACUUUGCAUUGUAGCCUUGUCAUUGAUAGAAUAUUGUAAGUACUCAGCUGCAUUGCAUCAAAAAAUAAAUAUAAAU
Molecule: messenger RNA, 1067 nt
Organism: Lineus longissimus
Lineage: Eukaryota; Metazoa; Nemertea; Pilidiophora; Heteronemertea; Lineidae
Product: elongator complex protein 5-like
Exons: 8
Coding region: 80-985 (301 amino acids)
Biological process (GO): tRNA wobble uridine modification
Cellular component (GO): nucleus; cytosol; elongator holoenzyme complex
Molecular function (GO): tRNA binding
Source: RefSeq, a predicted model, not a curated record